ACGAAACAACAAAUCAGAAGACCUUUCGGCGGUGCAUUAGCGCCACUUUUAAGAUUUUCUUCGUCAACAAUCAUUUGUUUACUCGGUUGUAACACUCUUUCAAUCCUAACUCCACUCUGAAUACUGAACAUUGGUCUGAGGAGUCAGGCAUGUUCCAAGAUAACGCUCAGAUUCGCCGGCGUGGUUCCCAAGACUUCUCAGCUUAUUACGACUUCAUUUGUGCCAGAGAAGAAUGCUAUCCAUUGCCUUCAGUCAAAAUGAACCUUGACAGAGGGAUGCUGGAGUUCAAUGGUGACCGUGUCAAACUGUCAGACUGGCCGCCCAUCCUUGACUCCAUCUCCAUUAACAAACAUCUGCAUCAUAUUGCAAUAAGUAGCACAAACCCGUCUAACUUUGGAUCUGGAGAUACAGAUAGAAGAUACCUGAAGCCUUCUGUCAAAAGACGGGUUCCUGCUAUUCGCUCCAAAGACAUGACGUACAGGUUAUGCAAAUCUCUUCAUGACUGUUUGACAGUUUCUACCAGUCUGAAAUCUCUACAUCUUAAUGGACUUCCUCUUCGGGAACAGGAUCUAAUUAUGUUGACCAAGGGUUUGGCCAAAAGUGCUUGCUUGGAGAAACUGUCCUUGGCUAACUGUCCAAUCGGAGACGAGGGCUUAGAGGUCAUUUGUCAGAGUGUUAAGUACUCGUCAAGCAUCAGAAGUGUAGAUUUCUCAGGAUGUGGCCUCACCUGGAGAGGUGCUGAGCAUAUCGCGAACAUCAUAAAGCACCAAGGGAUGCGCAGACAUGGCACAGCGUGGGCGCAAUCCCUCAGAUAUAGACAGCCAUAUUUUGAAGGGAUGCAAGGUCUUCGGCGUGUCACCCUGAAUUGUAACACACUUAUUGGGGAUCGAGGUGCUGCUGCACUAGCCAUGGAAGUUGCUGAGGACUUGUGGCUCAAAGCUUUGGACCUACAGAACUGUGGCCUUUCCAAUGUCGGAGCGUCCCACUUGCUCCAAGCCUUAAAGACAAAUUCAAACCUUUGUGUCUUGGAUAUACGUUGCAAUCCUUUAGUUGACAAGUCCAUAGUAAAAACUAUUCUGGAGAAGGUUCUAAUGAAUGACCACAGUCAAUCUUCAGAGUACGGCUGGAUCAAACCGGCUGUCUCAGAUAAUGUAAAGGCUCAGGGCCCUAGAACUCGAGUGCAGCCGGUCUCAGUCCGAAGGAAAACUGUGAAGGCAGCUCAUAAGACGGAAAAGAGGUCAGCUGUUACUCAACAUCAGAUGUUUGAUUCUCGCUGUAAGCACCUACCCUGGCGCACUGCUGCCCGUGCACACAGACAGAGAGGUAUGUCAUCUGGUGUCGCGGUGAUGGACCACGUUUUGCAGGGUGUAGCCUCUGUGAAGUUGACUGUGGAGUCGGCCUCUGAAGAAGAGGAUGACGAUGAGGAAGAAGUAGUAGCUGUGCAGCGUGAGAAGGAAUGUCUCGCUCAAAAUCUUCCAAACAAAAUUAGUCAAAGGAAUUACGAGCUAAUUCAGAUGGAGCUAAGAGAAUGCCGUCUGAAGUUGACGGAGGAACGCCGAGCGAGACUGGAGGCUGAAUCACGUCUGAGAGAGUGUGAGCUGGAAAUUGCUCGACUUCGGGACAGCUUCUCCAAGUCAGGGGGAAAUGCAGCAGGACCGACAAGCAUCAGUGCUCUGGAAGAUGAAGCCGUUUUGAAGAGUAUAGAAAAUUCCUUCAGCAAGUUCCAUGCUUUUCUGGACCUCUUUAAGGAUGCUGGCCUUGAGCAGCUCGUCAAGAUGGCAGGAAUCGACCAGUCAGACUUCAACCCCCUUGGAAAACCACAGCUGUCGUCGACAUUUGGCUGUGCGUCCAAUUUAAACAAAGACUCGACACUGGCUGGUAAUGGAGCCGGCUCUCUCAAUCACCUGGCAGACGGUGAUUCAUUUAUGGUUGGAAGAGUCAUGCCUGCUCAGAGUCAAAGCCUUAAUAAAGUCAGCAACCUUCACCAACCUUCAUUGUCUGCAAUGGAGUCUACAACCAAAGAGGGACCUCCAGAGACCACCUCCUUUGAUCCGGUCCUUGUACCUGCUGUUGCAUCUUUAGAGGAAGACCAGGGACCCGAGGAGUUCUUGAUCCCGGACACCAUGGAUGACUCAGACUCUGAGAGAAGCAGCCACAGCCAAAGCUCUUCCAGAAAUGUUUUACUCAGAAAUGAUUUCCAGACUCAACCUGUGCGGCAAAUGAGCCACAGCAACUCCCACUACAGUGAUUCUCAUCACAGCAACUCCCACCAGAGUGAUUCGUAUUGUAGCAACUCCCAUCGCAGCCACGGUCCCGUUGACAAAUGCGCCAGCUACACCCCUCUGCGCCGAUCAUCCCACAGCAGUCGCUCCAAUGGCCUGUUGUCUGGGAGGUCAAGUGUGAGCGACAUAUGUAGCAAAGCGGAGUCGGUAGCAUCAGCAGGGUCAGGAACCAUGAGAUUUGGACGACUUGUCGCUGUCGGUCAGUCUGACUCGGAUAGGUCUGAUGGAAAAGCAUCCCCUCUGGACUUCAGUGCUGUCAGAUAUUGAAUAUUUUCGUGAGUCAUAGCACCUUGAUGUGCCUCUUCAUUUGCACCACGAAUGUGAAUGGGUUGACUUAGCUGUGGUCUAACGUUAUCUGCCUUUCAACUUGAUGUACCACUUCAAGGUAGCCUUGACCUUCAGUUUCAUAAUGGUUGGUCUUUUUUCUAUGUACAGUGAUCUCAGUAAUGUCUUUAGAGCAAUACAGCCUUUUUUUAAUGAGA
Synchiropus splendidus (mandarinfish) is the source of this 2764-nucleotide messenger RNA. It is a transcript of the gene cep78, whose product is annotated as centrosomal protein 78. The record is from RefSeq and is a predicted model, not a curated record. The transcript is spliced from 16 exons. Lineage: Eukaryota; Metazoa; Chordata; Actinopteri; Syngnathiformes; Callionymidae. Gene Ontology annotation, cellular component: centrosome. Bases 150 to 2549 code for a protein of 799 amino acids. Gene Ontology annotation, molecular function: protein binding.